This is a messenger RNA of Hypanus sabinus (Atlantic stingray), 1733 nucleotides long. It is a transcript of the gene arl9, whose product is annotated as ADP-ribosylation factor-like 9. The transcript has 4 exons. The record is from RefSeq and is a predicted model, not a curated record. NCBI's taxonomy places the organism in Eukaryota, Metazoa, Chordata, Chondrichthyes, Myliobatiformes, Dasyatidae. Gene Ontology annotation, molecular function: GTP binding; GTPase activity. Bases 333 to 1037 code for a protein of 234 amino acids.
CCACAAUAGAGGAAUAUGGAAAUUGUAUAGGCCUGUCCCUGCGCUUUAAAUGUGUUCACCGUGGUUUUGACCUCUGUAAAGAGAAAACGGCUCUUUAGUUUCUGGCUCUGUGUAACGUCCUUCUCUGGGUUGGAGGGCCCGGGCGGCGAGGCUACUCCUCCGGCUGACGGUUGCACUGGCUCACAAUGCCAAGGUUGCCACUCAUAGAGGGCGUGUCGGCGGCAGGGGAGGGGAGAGGCCUUGUUUCCAGCCUGGGAGUGGCUCCGAGCUCGGAAUGAAACCGUGUGCGUUCAACCACUUCCACUCUUAAUCGGGCCGUGUUGGUGCUGCUGAUGCUGGAGCAGAUUUAUCGCACUGGGCUGCUCGGGGUAGCAGUGGCGUUGGUCGGCGGAGUCCUUUACGCCGCCUGGGGCAGAUGGUUCGGUGGCGAGAGGCCAGUGGUCAAGACUGGCUCGGGGGAGAGGCCGGUGAUCGGGACGGAGGAGGAGGAGAGGCGGGUGAAUGAGCCGGGGCCGGAGGAUGAAGAAAAUGUGAAACACAUUCUUGUGGUUGGCCUUGAUGGGGCAGGGAAAACAAGUGUUCUGCACAGUCUGUCUACCUGCACAAUGAGGAGGAGUGAUGGGCCUACCAAGAUGUUCAACUGUGUGUCUGUGAAGACUGAAGAUGCUGAGAUUGAAUUUCUAGAGAUUGGUGGCAGUGAAUCUGUACGCCGGUGCUGGUCCUCCCACCUACCUGGAGCAAAGGCUGUUGUUUAUGUGGUAGAUUCAGCAGAUCCUAAGCGGAUGCCACUUGCGAAACAGGAACUUCACCAAUUAGUUCAAGGGGAUUCAACGCUUCCUGUCGUUGUUUUAGCCAAUAAACAGGAUCUCAAAGGGGCCUGUACCAUUUUAGAGGUUCAUGAGAAGCUUUCCCUUGACCAACUUGGUGAUGAACGAAAGCUUUUCCUCAUCGGAACCCACGUUGCAGAAAAUGGUUGCCAAAUACCAGCAAGUAUACAAGAUGCCAAGGAACUGAUUGCUCAUUUGGUGAUCUCCUGAAGGGUGAACUUGCUUCGGGAUUGUCUCCAUUUGAUCAUGAGUCACUGCUCUUUGUUGAAAUAUUACUAAAGCUCAACCUGGUCAAACCUGAUUGUGAUGUAGGAACUAUUUUUAAACCUUAAGAUUUAAAAAGCUGUUAUAACACAUCUGGAUUUGGAAAAAGUAUUUAGCACAAUGUUAAUAUACUUUCAACUUACUUUCCCUUCAAAAAUUGAUUAGAAAAAGUUUUCCAAUAAUCUUCAAUAUGUUGUAAUAAAUUAUCACUAUACACCAUUCUAAUUAUCAUGUGCUCCAAAGACUAUAUUGUUCCUUCUUUUCUCAGCGAAAUAGUGUGUAUGGGGAUAUCUGCCGUUAGCCAGGAAUCUACUGUAUCCCCAUCCACUGACAAAUUAGUUUAAAUCCUUCCCAACAUCAGUCAACAUCCAAGGAUGUCGGACCUGCUUUGGUACUGUUUGAACAUGCCUGAUCUUAUCCAGAAACAAGCCAAUAAUCUAGAAAGCGAAAGCUCUGCCUCUGACACAAUCCUUACAGCUGCACGUUUACCCAAACACCUCCCAUUCUUAUACACAGCAGCAUGCAGCACCAGAUGCAAUGCAAAAGUCGGAACAGCUUCUGAGGUUAUAUUCUAACAUAAUUCUCCCAAAUGUUAUGUUGCAUUCUUCUCAUUAUUCUCAACAAUUUCCGUGACCUCUGGCU